Molecule: messenger RNA, 2804 nt
Organism: Saccostrea cuccullata (small rock oyster)
Lineage: Eukaryota; Metazoa; Mollusca; Bivalvia; Ostreida; Ostreidae
Product: solute carrier family 40 member 1-like
Exons: 9
Coding region: 118-2097 (659 amino acids)
Biological process (GO): iron ion transmembrane transport
Cellular component (GO): membrane
Molecular function (GO): iron ion transmembrane transporter activity
Source: RefSeq, a predicted model, not a curated record
UUUUUCUCUCUUGUGUGAAAAGUGAAUCUUUUUUGUUGACCUUCCAGCUUAACUAUAAGUGGAUAAUAUGUUCAUGUGCAUGAUGUAUAGAAAAUGAAGUAUCGUUAAUACAUCAAUAUGAUUGUAUUGAUUUUCAAUAUGAAUAACGCAAAUUAUGAGAAUAAUUAUAUCAAUGGGGAGAAAAAUCUGGCAUUUGUUUUUGAUUCUGAUCAGGAUACUACAGAUCAGAAACAAGCAACAAAACAAACUGAGAAGGAUGCUGAGCACAAGCUUGAGAGGAAAACGAAGAUCUAUGUAUUUAUCAGCCAUUUUAUGUCAGCAUGGGGAGACCGUAUGUGGUCCUUUGGGGUGGGGCUUUUCCUCAUCAGCCUGGCCCCUGACUCCCUUCAGCUGCCCGCAAUCUAUGGAUUCUCCUCCGGAGGGGCCACACUCCUCUUCGCGGGGCUUGUGGGAUACUGGGUUGACAACACCCCUCGACUUACAGCGGCUCGGGUUUCCCUGGUGAUACAGAACCUCCUGGUCGUGUUGUGUGCUGCAGUGGUUUUCUGUGUGUUCUUCUUUGGACUACACCAAGAAAAUGCUUCAGUCUCUGAUGUCUUGAUUCAUGGAGGCAGAGGUGUAAUUAUUGUGUUGUCCAUUCUGGCAGGCUUAGCCAGUAUAGCCAUGAAGAUUGCUAUUGAGAAGGACUGGGUGGUGGAAAUCUGUGGUCGAGACAAAGACAUGCUGGCCUCAAUGACAUCAAAGCUAAGGGCCAUUGACCUUUGCACCCAGAUUUUGGCCCCAGUCCUUACAGGUCAGGUCAUGACCUGGUUAGGGAUCCAGUAUGGGGCUGUUCUGAUUGGUGUUUGGAAUCUAAUGUCUGUGUUUGUGGAAUAUUAUCUCAUUCUUAAAGUUUACCAAGAAGUUCCUGCUCUAAAAAACAAAAUGUACAAGAAAAAGGCAGACAAAGAUGUACCUGAAACAACAAUCCCAGUUCAAGACAAUGAAGAAAAAGCUAUAACUGCUGAAGAGGAUUCAAACAUUGUCUGUGAAGAGACAACGAAGAAUUCUGCUCCUCCAGGAAAAGAUACUGCAGAAUCGGCAAAAGAUGACGAUACCCAAAUCAAACCCGCAACUCCAGAAAAGAAGAUUCAAAAAGCAUCAGAACUGACAGGUUGUGCCUGGUUCUUGAACAAGAUGUUCUACAGUUUUAUAACCCUGUAUAGGGGUUACAGAACAUAUUUUAAGUAUGAAGUCGCCCUAGCUGGACUUGGACUCUCCUUCUUGUACAUGACUGUGCUGGGCUUUGACAGCAUCACUAUAGGCUAUGCCUACUCCCAGGGACUCUCAGAGGCUGUAUUAGGAGGACUGCAGGCAGGAGGUGCUCUGAUAGGAAUUCUGGGAGCUUUUGCGUAUCCCAAGAUCCGAAAGGUUGUUGGUCUUGAGAGGACUGGUUUGUUUGGAUUAGGUUCUGAAAUUCUGUGCUUGUGUUUCUGUGUAGCUUCUGUAUGGGCCCCUGGCAGUCCUUUUGAUCUGUUAGGCAGUCCAAAGACCUCAGUUAACAACAUGGUUGAUGCGAGGUGCCAGAAUGGAUCUUAUGUGUACACAACCAAUGUGACCUCACCCCCAAGUGAAAUAUCUACUGUAAUAACAAUAACAACAAUUAAUUCUUCUUUUCCCUCUGGUAUGCUAUGUAAUGAAACCACUAGUUCAUCAGAAGAGUCACCCGACAUCUCAAUAUGGCUACUUAUGGUGGGAAUCAUCACAGCUAGAUUUGGUCUUUGGGUUUCCGACCUGACAAUCACACAGCUAUUUCUACAGACCGUGGAGGAAACAGAGAGAGGCAUCGUCAACUCCAUGCAGAACUCUAUGAACAAACUCAUGGAUAUGCUGAAGUUUAUCAUGGUUAUAGUGGCACCGUACCCCCAUCAGUUUGGCCUACUGACCCUCAUUUCGUUUUCCUUCAUCUGUAUGGCCUGGGUCCUGUACGCUGUCUACUGUCGCCGAGUUAGAGGACAUUUCUUUCACUUCGAAAAAGUGACUAAGUGUGUGGAUCACCAAAAUAAUAAUCAGGCACCACAACAUAUUUCAAACACAGAAACUAGUGAAGCAGUGUGAAAGUAGAGGUAGAUUUGUGUACAUUAGAAAAAAGCACAAAAUUAAUUCACAAUUGUUUGGUUUCAAUAUAGUCACACUUUGUUAUCUUGAACUAGAAAACUUACGAUUCCUGAUGAUUCAGAAAGAACAAGUUUUUUUAACUUUUAAAUCACAUUGACAUAUCCAUGGUACAUGUAUUUGAAAUACAUGUACCAUGUACCACAGGUACAUGUAUUAGUUUUUGAGAUAUACCAAAGUUCAACAGUAUGUUGACAGUUAAAUAUUUUAGUGAUAGUUUUUCUUGGAUUUGUGAUAUUAUCAUGAUUAUGGUGCACUGGUGCUGUUUAUGACUCGGUCAGUUUUUCUAAUUUUAAUGAGAUAAUUUUAUGUAAUUUUAAAAUCUGAGGAAGAAGAGUUGGGUUCAAGUAACUCAGGUGAGUGUUGUGGCACCAAUUGGCCUGUUAUUUUUCAAUAUGAUUGUUUUUCUUUUAAUUGUUAUGACAAAUUUUAUACUUAUAAUUUUUUAGUCAAAUUUUACUUUGAUUUGGCUUUUUAAUCAUCAUCUUUGUAGCAAAACGUUAUACUGGUUUAGGAUACUGUAUAAUGUCUAUUUGUAGGCAUGUAGUAUAUAUAAUAAGACAUGCAAUUAAUUUAUGUUUUAAAAUUAAAGAGGUCUACAUUUCUAUAGAUGAUUAGUGUUGCAAAUGGAUAAAAUGAAAAUUUUCUUU